AUGCUUGUCACAUCUGAUAUUACAGAUCGUGAACAUUCUGUAAAGGAAACAAGAGCCUCCACAAUUCAAGAAGAACCGGAAAAAGAGGAUAUUUCCCAAUCUUCCUCUGUCAUCUAUUCUAAUAGGAAAUCUCCGGCUGUUAGUGCCUCCCCUGACAAAGAUGGUGCUCCUCUAACGUUUCAAAAAGUAAUACCAAGAAAAUCAAGACAGCAUUCAGUACAGAGUGCAUUCAGUAGUCUUUCUCUGAAGUCAAUGAUCAAUCCGCAAGCAAGUGGUAGUAAUACAAAGUCUACUCCUGGUAGUGUCAUUGAAGAGGAUGAUAAUAUAGGAUUACAACAACCUUUCACCAAUGAUAAUAGAAUCAAUGUUGGUUCAGUUAGUAGGCAACCAGUUGUUACUGAAGCUCUAAUCAGUAAUAAGGAUAAUGAAGAUCAGUCUGAUGAAGAUGUCCCUAAUGUCAAUCUUACCACACAGGCUUUAAGAAAGCUUUCUAUUCUGAAAACUGGUGACUCAAUGGAAAUUAAUGACAUGCUAACAAAUAAUAAUGAAGACGAUGCUCUUUCAAAACCAGACUCCAUUAGUUCCAGUAAACCAAGCACGGCAACCAGUACACCAAGACGAUCAUCCGCAAGAAAAUCAAGUAUUGGUUCCAAGAUGAAAAUUGAUCCAUCAAGAAGUGGAAGGUUAGAGAAACGUAAUUCAAAUUUUAGUUUGAAAAAUAGCAUUAAUUCACAAAAUCACAUCAAUAGUAAAGUUAAUCUCAUGACAUUAAGAAAUAAUACCAUUCAACAACAACAACCUCCUAUUACUACUACUUCCAAUAUAGACAAUUUACCACCGGACCUAGUAUUGAAAAAUGAAAAUGUAAAUAAAUUAAUGAAAAAUUCGAAAUCAAUGAUUCACCUGAAAUCAAAUGAUAUGAGAAGUUUAAGGCAACCUUUAUCAAGGCGGAGAACUUCAUUUGAAGUCUCGGUCGUAACGAAGCCAUACUCUCCCAAAUCAAAUAAAUCCAUGAGACAAAUUGGUAACCCUAAAAAACCUUUAUAUAUUCCUGCAGUUUUACGUAAUGUUUCAGAGACAAACAUUACAAAUGAAGAUAUCAAGAGACCAAAUGAAAAUUCGCAAUAUCAUCCACACGACUACUCAAAUUUUAAUGAAUUGAACACAGAUCUGGAUUCUUUACUACUAUCAACGCGUAAUAACAAUUUGGAUCGUAAUAGUAGUGCCGAUUCAAUGAGUUUACAUUCUAAUAAUUCGAUAUAUGAUACCAUAAAGCAAAAUUUCAUACUCAAAUUUGUGCCCAGUUAUCUCAAAGAUUACGCCGCUUCUGAAAACGAGCCCAUAAUAUCAAUUCAACCAACGAAGAAGCAUUGGGUGCCUGAUUCUCAGAGAACCAAUUGUAAAAAAUGUGGUAAAAAAUUCACCGUGGUGGAACGUAAACAUCAUUGUCGUCAUUGCGGUGAAAUUUUUUGUCAAGAUCAUGUCAAGCAUACCUUAUAUCUAGACUCAGAUGCUAAAUUCUGCCACUUGAGACAAUUUGGUGGUGUAAUAUCAAAGGUUUGCGAUAAUUGUAUGGAUGAAUAUGAAAAUAUUAUCGAUGAUAUCAGAAAGAAAAAAAAUCAGAAGAUUAAAGAACAGCAGAAUCAUGAAAUUGUUAUUACCAAUGAUGGGAAUGACAUACUUAAGAAAAAUGGGCGUCGUGAUGAUCCUAAUAGCAAAAAACAUAGAGAUAGCUUAGUAGGAAGUGUACCAGUAGAUUGGAAUUGGAGUAGCUUUUAG
Molecule: messenger RNA, 1779 nt
Organism: Kazachstania africana CBS 2517
Lineage: Eukaryota; Fungi; Ascomycota; Saccharomycetes; Saccharomycetales; Saccharomycetaceae
Gene: PIB2
Product: Pib2p
Exons: 1
Coding region: 1-1779 (592 amino acids)
Molecular function (GO): metal ion binding
Source: RefSeq, a predicted model, not a curated record